UUUCUACAGACUAGCUGAAGAGCCUGGGAGCUGAACAGCUAUAUUCCAGGGCACUUCCACAUCGAUGAGAGUAAAGCCAAGCCACCAAGCCGUCAGCAUGUCCACCUCCCUGCGUGUCAGCCCCUCCAUCCAUGGAUAUCACUUUGACACAGCCUCUCGCAAGAAAGCCGUGGGCAACAUCUUUGAAAACAUAGACCAAGAGUCCCUGCAGAGGCUCUUCAAAAACUCUGGAGACAAGAAAGCAGAGGAAAGAGCCAGGAUCAUUUUUGCCAUUGAUCAAGACCUGGAGGAGAAAACACGAGCUCUGAUGGCCCUGAAGAAGAGAACCAAAGACAAACUUUUCCAAUUUCUAAGACUGCGGAAAUAUUCCAUCAAAGUUCACUGAGAACAAGUGGAUGGAUAAGGACAUUAUCCAAGAACUGACAUUUAAAGACCAAGUGAGUUUGUGAGAUCCUAAUACAUGCAGUAUGUUGUUGCCUUCUUGCAAACUUUUCUCUUCUGUCAGGAUUCCAAACUCCAGAGGCUGGAAAGGAACAGAACAAACUGGUUACAGAAAUUCCAACCACUUUCAUGCCUGUGCAGUUAUAGUGGAGAACAGAAGUGCUUUCAGUAUAGUUUGGAAAACUCUUCCUAUGAGGAAAAGACUGAUGCUGAUAUCAAGACGAGAGUCUGGACAGACUUAAAGAGACUGAAACUGAAGAUGACAGGUGGCUGGGAAAGCAUUGCAAUCAGGGUUACUGUGUAAAGCCCUAGAAUUUAAAUUCAACCUGAACUUUUUUUUUUCCUUAACCAGACUGGAUAGUGGGAGGGAGAAUAGAGAAGGGGAAAAAAUAUCAUGCUAAAACUGUUUACUGAGGGAUUUUUUUUUUUAUCUGAAUGUUCAAAGGUUGCCAAGAAUCAAUGUUUUUCUACUGUUAGAGAUUUUUACAAGAUCGGUAAUUGAUAAAUUAUUUGUGUUUAGUACAUUGCCUAAGAAAGUGCGCCACAUGAGUGUAAAUAUAAAUUCAAGGAACUGAAAUAACUUCAGUAGCUCAGUAAAACUGAAUGUCCCUUUUUGGUUUGUAAAUGUUUUUUAUGCAUUUCAAACUGGUUGCACAAAUGUUAACAUAUUGGGGUGGGAUUCUACAGAAAUCCAAAGUACUGUGAAUAAAAACACAUUUUUUUUAUAUUCCAACUAAUGCUAAAAUAUAAACUAACUAGAUUUGAAAGAAUACUAUAAGAAGCAUUAGAAGGUGAAUACUAGAGACUAGUUUAUGACGAUACUGUGGUUUCUAUAAUUUAUUAUACAUGACAAAUGAUAUGCAACCAUAAUAAAUUAUUAUAAACUUA
Molecule: messenger RNA, 1329 nt
Organism: Erinaceus europaeus (western European hedgehog)
Lineage: Eukaryota; Metazoa; Chordata; Mammalia; Eulipotyphla; Erinaceidae
Gene: TCIM
Product: transcriptional and immune response regulator
Exons: 1
Coding region: 65-385 (106 amino acids)
Biological process (GO): endothelial cell activation involved in immune response; negative regulation of Notch signaling pathway
Cellular component (GO): cytosol; nucleus
Molecular function (GO): Notch binding
Source: RefSeq, a predicted model, not a curated record